Molecule: messenger RNA, 982 nt
Organism: Notolabrus celidotus (New Zealand spotty)
Lineage: Eukaryota; Metazoa; Chordata; Actinopteri; Labriformes; Labridae
Gene: c24h8orf74
Product: chromosome 24 C8orf74 homolog
Exons: 5
Coding region: 79-951 (290 amino acids)
Source: RefSeq, a predicted model, not a curated record
AAGCAGCCUGCCUCUGACGUAAUCACGUUGACAGCGUCUGUUUCCCAUGGCAACUAGACGCGUCUGCUUCUUUCGAGGAUGGAUUCCUUCACAGAGAGAGAAAUAUCACAGAUCGCGAGACAACAGCGAGAUGUGGGUCUGCAGAGGCUCAGCAGUCACUUCUCAUGGCCAGAGUUCUGCGAUGACCAGCAGCGCUUCCAUCAGGACUUUGUGUAUGAUGUCACCAUGUACGCCUCAGACCGUGGCUUCCCCUGGCCGGAUGUGAUCCGGACGGCGGUGAUGGCCAAAGACAUCUUUCCACGACUGGAAGGGCUUGACAUACCUGGCCUUCUGUCCUUGUUGGGAGAUGCACUGGCUGAGUGUUUUCCAAACAUCACCUCCGCCCAGCGACAUGAAUUCACCAACUUCCUCACAAGCACCUGCACCACUCGACGGAGGCUAUUCCAGGCGGUGGUGAGGGGAGCCGUUAGUGUUACUAUAGCUCAGCGGCACCUGGAGGUGGAGUUGCCGCCAACACCUUGUCCUCUAGCACAGGGAAUGGAUCCGUGUGAUUGGGAGCAUCAGUGUCAUCAAGCCAAGCUGACCUUAUUGUUACAACAGAAGGCAGAGGAGCUGAGGGUGCUUCGAGAAGGUGCACGGGUCACUCUUGGGGAGGUCAGUGUUCCUGAAGAUGAGGAGCUUAAUGAACAGGAGAUUUUGGCCUUGGUGCGUACGGCCGUGAGGACCACACAAGACCAGAUGCUUGCAAGUCUGACUGAUGAGGCUUCCCUGCUUUGUGAUAUCCAGCAGAUCAAGUUGCAGCAGGCAGCAUUGGCCACAGGGGGGCUCCAUAACCCUGUUCUUGCAGAAACAAGUCAAAGCAGCUCAAACCUUGAUGCUCCUGUGAAGGCAUCACCAAACAGUGCAAACUCAAAAACAGAGCGGAGGGAGUCCCGGAGUAAGAAGCGAUGACGUUUUAAUAAUAAAUGGUGUAUGGACUGAG